CCUAGGACGGAAAAGUAAAAAAUUUUCCCAUUGAAAUUAAUGGUAAAAUUUACGGUGACAGUUGCCUGAUUAAUCAAUCAGCUGACAUGCUACUUUGCUCCGUUUAGUCAAUCCUCAACCAUCAACCGUAACCUCAACUGCAACUCAGCUCGCAACCCGUGGUCUUCAAUAGCCUUUUAGUUAGAGAUAGAGACUCUAGUUUUGAGUCAUUUUGAGUUUUGAGUUUGUCCGUCACUCGUCUGUCGCCUAGCCGAUCCAUUGGAAAAUUAAUUAUAAUAUAUAGAACUACAUUUGUGUGCGUAUCAGUGACUUUGCUUCUCAGCUGUAUCGAGUUGUGUCGUAUUUAUUGUUAGAAUGGGACCGCCACCCGUGGUCACUGGAAUAUCACCCAAAGAAGGCCCACCCGGUACUCGGGUGAUAAUGCGCGGAGAGUUUUUAGGAAAUAAAGCUCAGGACCUUAUAGGACUGACAAUAUGCGGAUGUGACUGUCUGCUUUCGGCCGAAUGGAAGUCGUCGAACAAAAUUAUAGCGAGAUCAGGACCUUGCAAAGGUCGUGGUGAUAUAAUAGUGACAACACGAAGUGGAGGGCAGGGAACUUCGACAGUGCAAUUUCGUGGUUACCAUGAAACUAUAGGUCCUAUGAAGGAGUCAGCUGUAUGGGUAGAAGAAGCUCCUAUGCAGAGUUUAGGCUGGGGUAGAAGGGCAUUGUCGCCUACAAACUAUCAACAAGAAGACCCUUUGGGGCUUAGUGUAGAAGGAAAUGAUAAAAAGUUUCCCGAAGAUGAAUUGAUUGAACUUUUUGGGGAUGGAAGUGGAGAUCUUACGAGUGAAAAGUUUCAUCCAGGAUGGUUUUUAUUGCAACAUCAUCAUGCCACAACUUUGGAAGAUUUGAAAGCUGGUUUGGCUUACCUUAAAAGAAAAGUCAAUUCUCAAAAAGAAGGACAGUUGUCAUUUUUGAAGGCCAAUGUAGGGGCAGUAAUGGAGCAACUUGAUACAAUAAUAUCAUUAAAGGAUCAGUUUGAAGCAGACAUAAAGAACUAUGGCAGUGAUCCUACAGAGAAAUUAGAAAAAUCUAUCAGGCAGUCUAUGUCAGAGGCUAAUAAAUUAUUUGACGAUGUAUUAACAAGAAGGGAUAGAGCUGACGCCACUCGUAACGCGCUGGCUGUUAUGCAACGAUAUAAAUUUCUCUUUUGUAUGCCAAUAAACAUUGAGAGAAAUAUCAAACGUGGCAACUAUGAUCUCGUAAUUAAUGACUAUGCUAGAGUUAAGAAUCUGUUUAAAAAUACAGAGGUGGAUGUCUUUAGAAAAGUAUUGGAAGAAAUUGACAAUAGAAUUAAUAAUUUGAAAGUGCUGUUACGUAAAAGAUUAGAAGAGAUGUCAUUCAGCUUAGAAGAACGUAAGAAGAUUAUUAGAAAUCUUGUCAAUCUCGACGCCGAAGGUGAUCCGGCAUGGGAUGCAAUAGUUUCACAUGCGAAUUAUCUAGAAAAAUGUAUUGUCAAUGUUGUACCCGAGCAUCUAGACGCAGUUAAUUGUGAGGAAGCAAACAAGACAUCCAAGUCCACUUCGCUAAACAUCAAGCAUUUACGCUCGGAAAAAAUUAACGGGAAUAAUCUACCACCGCAAAUCUCGUGCAUCGAAACAAUCUGCGAUAUCGUGGUCGAACAAUUGCCAGAUCUAUGGAGAUUGGGACAGAGUUAUUUCACGGGACAGCUACAUGUAGCAGUAGAUGUGGAAAAGCAAGGUCAUUUUAAAAAUUUAGUCUUAUCCAGUAUGCAGCGUGCCAUGGAGACAAUGAAGAAUACAUGCAGUCACGAUGUAGAUGCAAAAUGGCUUUUACAUAUAUUACGUCGCGUCAGACAAAUGUACGCGUCUCUGAUACAUUUGGAUUUGCCUAGCGAAGCGCUCGAUAUUUUCGGAUCAUUUAUAUUGAAUUUAAGGAUACAGUGUUUGAUUGCUCUCUUCAAGCAAGGAGCAGAUAAUAUAAUAGCUCUGAAUCGAGAGGAAACGUGGCAGAUAGAAUAUUUAAACGAGGACGGUGGUGUUACAAAACUGCCAUACUUGUUUGAGGAAAUAGUUGUGGCGAUAUCGAGGCAUGCGCGUGAAACGGUAAUUGCUUGUGGUCCGAGAGAAGGGCCAUUGUUCAAUAAUCCGACACAUUUGCUUCUCUAUCAUAAUACCGUCAAGAUGUUAUUUACAUCGUUCACACGAUGUUUACAACAAUUGGCAUUUAGCGGUUGCGAGGAAGCUAUGGACAACGACGAAACAUCGGUUUCGCAAUUGAUUGGCUCGCCUUCUGGUUAUAAAAGCAAAACCAAUAAACAUAAAGGACCAACAUGGGAACAAUGCCUUUUAAUUUCGUUAAGCAAUAUACGAUAUACGUUAAAUAUUAUUUUACCAAGAAUCGAAAAUACCUUGAAAGCGCAAGGUUAUCCCGAGUUAUCCAACGCGGUCGGAUGGAAUUCCGAUUGGACGCAAUUAGAGACAUUGGAUAGUGCCGUUUUGGACGCAUACCUAGAACGCCGCUGCGAUCCACUCGUCGGUACAAUAGAGCCUAGCAUGUAUUUAGGCGGUUUGGAGUGGGACUUUGAUACAGAGCCGACCCAUCUAAAGCCGUAUGCCCAAGAAAUAUUGGCGAAUUUAAUCGCAGUGCACGCAGAAGUACGCAGAGUCGCGCCAGUUCUAUUACAGCGAAUUCUGUCCCAUAUAAUAGAGACUAUAGCGGAAGAGCUCGCGCGACUCAUGUCGUGUGUUACGCAAUUUCGACCGGCUGGAAUUAUUCAAGCUCGGACAGACAUAAUACUCUUGAGGAACGCCCUCCAAGCCUACAGCACGACUAGAGCAAAAAAUUUCUUCGAGGAAGCUUUGGACGCGAUACCUCAACCUAUAAACAAGGAAGAUUGUAUGCGAAUAGACGCUCUUCUGUCGAAGGUUGCAACGUGCAUGCGACUGCAGUUAUCAUGUCUUGCUAAUGAAGGAACGGAGAAUAUUCGUUACUUGACAGCGAAUCCCGAACGUGUUAGCAUUGUAUAAUUUAUGACGAUUAAAGUAUCGUUCAACGAUGCAUUGUAAGUAAUAAUUUAUUUAUUUAAAAAUUGCUUUGCUACAUUUAAAUAUGUAUAUUGUGUGUGUGUGUGUGGGGUGGGGAGGAGUGUAUGUGUGUGUGUGUGUGUGUGUGUGUGUGUGUGUGUGUGUGUGUGUGUGUGUGUGUGACCUAUCAUCAUACAGUGCAGGUAAAACGUACAAUUUGCGACACUUGCAUUUAUUGCGUCCAUUAUAACAUAAGUUUUCAUUUAUAAUAAUCUACUUCAUUUUCAGUUUGUGUGUGUGCGCGCGCGCGCGUGAGUGUGUGUGUGUGUGUGGGUAGUUGAAAAAUUUAAUUAUUCUCUUUCUCUUUCGAGAGGAUAUUUAUACAAUUUUAAUAUAAUAAUGAAAAUCUA
Cataglyphis hispanica is the source of this 3437-nucleotide messenger RNA. It is a transcript of the gene Sec5, whose product is annotated as exocyst complex component 2. Gene Ontology annotation, biological process: exocytosis; Golgi to plasma membrane transport. The transcript is spliced from 11 exons. NCBI's taxonomy places the organism in Eukaryota, Metazoa, Arthropoda, Insecta, Hymenoptera, Formicidae. Gene Ontology annotation, cellular component: exocyst. Bases 355 to 3030 code for a protein of 891 amino acids. The record is from RefSeq and is a predicted model, not a curated record.